Molecule: messenger RNA, 1146 nt
Organism: Trypanosoma cruzi
Lineage: Eukaryota; Euglenozoa; Kinetoplastea; Trypanosomatida; Trypanosomatidae
Exons: 1
Source: RefSeq, a predicted model, not a curated record
GAGGAAGAAAUGGAGGAACUUCUUAAGCGAAUUUCCCUGACAUUUCCCCCCGGUGCAGUCACCUUCGUUGAUCGCAUUGGUCGUAUUUCCACCCAGCAAUGGCAAGUGGGCCAGACGUUAGCGACACUCCGUCAGCAAAAGAAUGCGGACCAACCAACUGAGGAAACGGCUUCAGAUGUUGGUAAAGCAAAGAAUUUUAGUCCUGGAAUACUUUCAUCAAAUGAGGUGUGUACACUGCAAGAGGGCCAAAGAGGAAGUGAGCCGUUGGAUGACGAGUUGUACGGUACGUCGGAUGUCACCAAAAUACCCUUUCAGACGGUUUAUAACCUCGUGGAUGUAAUAAAGCAGGCGGAGAACUCCAUGGAGAGUCUGAACAACGUCUUGAACUUUGAGAGUGAAAUCAACGCCUUUCUCAAAACUCUCACACUAUCGUUGUCGACGACACCGCGGCAUGUGGAUGAGACACUUGGCGAAAUGGAAAAUGAGGAUGAGAUUAUUGAAAGGGCAGUUCAUCCUACGGGCAAUUUAUCUAUACAGCGUCCUAGCAUGGCUGAACACUCACCACGAAAGCUGGAGCGCGAGUCUGAAGCGGCAGCGAGCCAAUACGCAUUGAUGUCCUCUUAUCAUGGCGAUCGGCGGGGCUCUAAUGAGGUUGAUAAACUAAAGUCAGAGGCGGCGGAGCAGGCUGAGCGGCUUAAGAAACUGCAGGAACAGUUGGAUAGUAUUCAACCAGAGUUUGCGGCCAAAAUUAACUUUCUGCGCCAGGUGUAUGAGGCCCGUAUAUGUGACUUGGAGACGAAGGAGGCCAAUUACGGCCGUAGGUUGAACAGCAUUUCUCCGCAGAGGGAAGGCAGGGAGCGGAGGGAAUCUAAAAUCCAAAUUCGUUCAGACCGUUCUGUACCAUCCUUGCAAUUACAAGAGACUGCUGAGUCUGAAAAAGCAAGAAAAAAAGGAGACAAGGACCAACUCUUGCACGCACGAUCGGAGUGGCAGCAGACAAAACCGGUUUUACAGGCAAAUAAAAAGACACGGGACGCAACGUUGGGGGAACUCAAUAAAAUGAUGAGGGGAGGGGGUAAUGCAAAUGUGAAGGCAGGUAAGCGUUCUGCCUCCCGAUCCAGAAGCCCAAGUGCGAAGACGACGUAG